This is a messenger RNA of Clavispora lusitaniae ATCC 42720, 663 nucleotides long. RefSeq lists its product as uncharacterized. Gene Ontology annotation, biological process: regulation of lipid metabolic process. Gene Ontology annotation, cellular component: mitochondrion. NCBI's taxonomy places the organism in Eukaryota, Fungi, Ascomycota, Pichiomycetes, Serinales, Metschnikowiaceae. The record is from RefSeq and is a predicted model, not a curated record.
AUGCUGUCUUGUCCGUUUAGUGAGCAAAACUGUCAUUCCGCCAUUCCCCAGUUCGCGCAGUUUCGCGCUCAAUCUACGCCAUCCGACUUCCCAUCUCAUCCGGCUCUCUUUUGGUCAUAUAUUCCCCCAUUGGAUUCGUUGCUUUGUCUAUUCCAUCCCCCAUUCGCUCUUUUAGCUUUCUGCUUCCAUCCCGUCCUAUCCAGCAUGAGUGGCAUCGCUCUCAAACUCACAUCUUUGUUGGUCCGAACAGUGGCCAAACCGAUUGCCCUCACGUUAAAGGCGCAGGCCAAAGAGCACGAGGCGUUCCGAAAUGCGUGCAUUCGAGUGGCGCAGACGGUACAUUCGACCGAUGUCAAGCUCCGGAUGCGGCUUUUGGGCGAAAACAGAAUCAAGGUGCGGCCGUUGAACGAUAAAAAGGCCAUUGAAAACGGCGCCAACUUCCUCCUGGAGUUUUUCAUUUUCCUGGUUGCCGGCUCAUUAAUCUUCUACGAGUCGUACCGGGCUCGCGUCAAGAGCCAGAACGAAAAGCUCACGGUGAAAAACGACAUUAUCGAUCUCCAGGAAGAGAUAACCACAGUCAAGGACUUGGUGGAGAAGCUUUGCGUGGACUUGGAGAGGCUCCAGCAAGAUGCAGAGAAAAUCGUCCAGCCUAAAGAAAAAUAG